This is a messenger RNA of Lichtheimia ornata, 459 nucleotides long. RefSeq lists its product as uncharacterized. The record is from RefSeq and is a predicted model, not a curated record. The transcript is spliced from 3 exons. Lineage: Eukaryota; Fungi; Mucoromycota; Mucoromycetes; Mucorales; Lichtheimiaceae. Gene Ontology annotation, biological process: regulation of transcription by RNA polymerase II. The coding region runs from base 1 to 459 and encodes 152 amino acids. Gene Ontology annotation, molecular function: DNA-binding transcription factor activity, RNA polymerase II-specific; RNA polymerase II cis-regulatory region sequence-specific DNA binding.
AUGGAUCACCAUGCCAAAAUCAAUUGGGAUCUAACAACCGAUACCACCAACACCACCCCCUCAUCUUCAUCUUCAUCCAAUCAUAUGAGCGAUUCAACUAUGCCUUCAUCAUCAUCAGCGAACGAUCCAUUCUCUGACUGCCAACGAACGCGUGUAUUAGAAAGAAACCGUGCAGCAGCCGCUCGAUGUCGCCAACGUAAAAAGCAAUGGAUAGAAGAUCUAAAGACGCGACAUGAGGAGCUCAAAGACCGAAAUCAAUGCUUGUAUCAAACAAGGACCCACUUACAAAACCAAGUCUUUAAAUUGAAAAAUGAACUUUUGCUCCAUGAAGGAUGCGAUUGUCAAGCCAUUCAAAGCUUUAUUCAAACGUCUCUUAUGAAAGACGCUUUAGAGCAAACCAACAAUACCACCAUUCCUAAUGAAUUCCCUCAGCAAACUCAGCAUCCAACAUUUCAAUAG